Ailuropoda melanoleuca (giant panda) is the source of this 623-nucleotide messenger RNA. Its product is annotated as elongation factor 1-alpha 1-like. The record is from RefSeq and is a predicted model, not a curated record. The annotation marks the transcript as partial. The transcript has a single exon. Gene Ontology annotation, molecular function: GTPase activity; GTP binding. NCBI's taxonomy places the organism in Eukaryota, Metazoa, Chordata, Mammalia, Carnivora, Ursidae.
CGUCAGGACGCAGGUGUUGUGAAAACCACCGCUAAUUCAAAGCAAAAAUGGGAAAGGAAAAGACUCACAUCAACAUCGUCGUAAUCGGACACGUAGAUUCCGGCAAGUCCACCACAACCGGCCACCUGAUCUACAAAUGUGGUGGAAUCGACAAGCGAACCAUCGAAAAGUUUGAGAAGGAGGCUGCUGAGAUGGGAAAGGGCUCCUUCAAGUACGCCUGGGUCUUAGACAAACUGAAAGCUGAGCGUGAGCGUGGUAUCACUAUUGACAUCUCCCUGUGGAAAUUCGAGACCAGCAAAUACUAUGUGACCAUCAUUGAUGCCCCAGGACACAGAGACUUCAUCAAAAACAUGAUUACAGGCACAUCCCAGGCUGACUGUGCUGUCCUGAUUGUUGCUGCUGGUGUUGGUGAAUUUGAAGCUGGUAUCUCCAAGAACGGGCAGACCCGCGAGCAUGCUCUUCUGGCUUACACCCUGGGUGUGAAACAGCUGAUUGUUGGUGUCAACAAAAUGGAUUCCACCGAGCCACCAUACAGUCAGAAGAGAUACGAGGAAAUCGUUAAGGAAGUCAGCACCUACAUUAAGAAAAUUGGCUACAACCCUGACACAGUAGCAUUUGUGCCA